This is a messenger RNA of Dioscorea cayenensis subsp. rotundata (Guinea yam), 807 nucleotides long. RefSeq names its product cytochrome P450 81Q32-like. The record is from RefSeq and is a predicted model, not a curated record. Bases 1 to 807 code for a protein of 268 amino acids. The transcript has 3 exons. Gene Ontology annotation, molecular function: iron ion binding; monooxygenase activity; heme binding. Lineage: Eukaryota; Viridiplantae; Streptophyta; Magnoliopsida; Dioscoreales; Dioscoreaceae.
AUGGCGUUGACAAUUAAGAGAAUGAUGUUGUUUCUCUUGAGCCACCCUGAGACACUGAAGAAGACGAAUGAGGAGAUAGACACUAAUGUUGGGAAUGAACGAAUUAUCAACGAGUCAGACCUACCCAAGCUCCCAUACCUUAACAACGUCCUCAAAGAAACUCUCCGGCUGACCCUAGCAGACUUCCCACCCCGAGAGUCCUCCGGCGACUGCACCAUCCAGGACUACCACGUUCCUAAAGGCACAAUGCUCUUUGUUAAUGCUCUGGGAAUUAACCGUGACCCAGAGUUAUGGGACGAUGCCAUGAGCUUCAAGCCAGAGAGGUUCGACAGAGAGGAAGAAGAAAAGGUUUUCAAGUAUAUGCCAUUCGGUGCUGGAAGGAGGAAGUGCCCUGGUGAGCAUUUGGCCAUGCGCAUGGUCAUGGCUGGAGUUGGUGCAUUGGUCCAGUGCUUUGAGUGGGAGCCGAUGAGCAAAGGGGAGGUUGAUAUCAGUUCAUCGCUUGGCCUCAUUGUGUCUAAUGGCAAGCCUGUGGUGGCUAAAUAUCAGAGUUACACCCAUAACCGACCCAUAAUAGUACCUAUAAAUAGUGAUUUGCUACAAUAUGAUGAACAUCAUACUGCUACAAUACCCUUACAGCAAGAGGCUUAUGACUGUAACAGUGUGCAUAAGAUUCUCAGGGUGAACUUCACAGAGAAGGGGACAGGUCAGAGACUUGGGACUAGCACGUGGCAUAGAGGAUUGUGGUACAUGGACAGAGAGGGGAUGGAUUCAGCAUUGACAUCUUUGGUAGAGGGGGCGGGAGUAUGA